AUGGAGCGGGAUGUUGCCUGUGUGCUAUCAUGGAAUGCUAUUGCCUCGGUGUUUUUGCCUUGUGCUCCUUUUAUGGUCGCUAACAUUUCAAAGAAAUUUUACGGUGAAUUCUUUCAAACAAUAACUGUAAAUAUCGCGCUUGGACAAACAACAAUGAAAGAAUUUCAUACAGCAUUACUUAGACACGCACUGUUGAUGUACAAAACGUUCUUAAGACUUCCUAACUGUUAA
Molecule: messenger RNA, 231 nt
Organism: Clunio marinus
Lineage: Eukaryota; Metazoa; Arthropoda; Insecta; Diptera; Chironomidae
Source: the annotation of a GenBank genome assembly